UGACAUGUGUUGUGACUUAUUCAUCAUUUACUAUUUUUUUUCUUUUCUUUUUUCUUUUCUUUUCUUUUCUUUUUAUUUCUAUUUCUAUUUCUAUUUCUAAUUCUUUUUCUUUUUUAUUUUGAUUACCUUAUGGAACUGCCACAAGUUGGAAAACAUUGUCAACUCUCAGAUUGUAAUUCAUUAGACUUUUUACCUAUUGCAUGUCCAUUCUGCAAACAAACAUUCUGUGGUGAUCAUAGACUUCCUCUAUCUCAUCAAUGUCUUCAAUGGAAUCAAGUUAACAACCAAUUAGCUCAAUGUAAUGUUUGCCAACAUCUUAUUAAAGCACCCGAGAGCAUGAAUCCUGAACAAGCGCUUGAGAAACAUAAAAUAUCAUACUGUCAAUUAUAUUUAUAUUCUAAUGAUACAAGCAUGAAAAAGAUGAUUAAUCGAGAUUGUGCAGUUGACGGCUGUCAUGCCAUUGAUCCUUAUAUAGGGCCUGUUCAUUGUAACGGAUGUGAACAAGAAUUUUGUUUAGCACAUCGAUAUCCUUCUUCACAUCACUGUGUUUCGUUAAAUGAAAAUGAGCAAAAGAAACAAGAUAGAAAGCUUGCAGCACAAGAAAAACUAUCGAAAACAUUCCAUCAUAAUAAGCCUCUUGUUGAAAGUAGUCUUAAGAUAAAAAAAGCAAUAGUGAGUAAGAAGCCAGGUGGUAUAGUAGAAUUAAUGAAGAUGAAAUCUCAAGCUAAAGGCAUUGAGGGUUCUUCUAUACCCAUUCAUUCUCGUAUCUAUCUUUAUGUUAGUUCAAAGGAUUCAACUAGGCCCGUAUUUUUGAAUAAGAAAACUUCAAUUGGAAAAGCUUUAGAUUUAAUUGCAGAUGUUUGUAAUAUAAAUAACAAGAAUAAUACCUUACCAUCAUCUGAUCCAGAGAGACUAGAAUUAUACAAAUACCCAGAAAUGGUAAAACUUGAUAAAUCUGAUAUUUUAGAGAAUGUAUUACAGAACUUGGACACAGUAUUGUUAGAAAGACAAGGAAACAUUGUUACUACACAUACAUGUUAAUACACUAAGAAGUUCCUUAUUUUACUCUUUCAGAAUAAAUUAUGAUAGAAAAAAAAAAGACUUGUGUCUAUAAUUGUACACUUUAUAUAUGAUAAUAAUCCCUCAAUUGAUGAUAAAGAGUCAUUGUAACCAAUUUUAUAUAAACUCUCUCUCUCUCUCUCUUU
Cokeromyces recurvatus is the source of this 1205-nucleotide messenger RNA. RefSeq lists its product as uncharacterized. The record is from RefSeq and is a predicted model, not a curated record. Lineage: Eukaryota; Fungi; Mucoromycota; Mucoromycetes; Mucorales; Mucoraceae. Gene Ontology annotation, cellular component: cytoplasm. The coding region runs from base 130 to 1041 and encodes 303 amino acids. The transcript has 7 exons. Gene Ontology annotation, molecular function: zinc ion binding.